Messenger RNA from Panicum hallii, 1380 nucleotides. Its product is annotated as protein FLOURY 1-like. The record is from RefSeq and is a predicted model, not a curated record. The transcript has a single exon. The coding region runs from base 215 to 1114 and encodes 299 amino acids. NCBI's taxonomy places the organism in Eukaryota, Viridiplantae, Streptophyta, Magnoliopsida, Poales, Poaceae.
CAACAGAACCCUACGGCAGCUACUCCCCUAGCUUCCAACCCAAGCGCCCCGUCUUCAGUCCCCCCACGACGCCCCCCUGAACCCGCAGCAAUCGCCAAGAUUUCCUCCGGCUCCAACCGAAUCGGUCGAAACCGCGGCACGAGCCCUCAAAGCUCGCGUCUUUGGGUAUCAAUCUCACCUGAAUCUUGAGCGAUUUUGCCCUAGUCUGGUCACAAUGGGCCGCAAGAAGAACGGAGGUUCCGGCGCCGGUUUCCUGAAGCCGCUCGGCGGGGUCUCCCCAGCCCGUAUGUCCGGAGCCGGCGCCGUUUUCUUCCUCGUCGGCUCCGCGCUCGGCUUCGUGGCGGUGCUCCACGCAUCCGAGUCGGAGGAGGCCGGCGGCGAGUGGGCUUCAGCGGCGCGGUGGGCUGCUCGGUCGGCUGCUCGGUGGGCUACUGAGCUGGCCGGCUCGGUCGGAGCCCACCACCUGCUCGUCGCAGUCUCGCUUCUUUUCUUGGCCGCUAGUGUCUGGCGCCUAGGCAAGCGCUGCGCCGCCGUGGAGGGGCUCGUCGGCAGCACGGACUCUGCGGUGCAGGCAUUGCGCGUGGGGGGUAUCGUGUGCGCCGUGUGCGGGUCGAAGAUUCAGGCCCUGAAGAGAGGCCGCCGUAGCGCCGAGCGCACCCGCUCCGACGCCUCCAGCGGCUGCCCUGACAAGCCGGUCUCGAGGUCGCUGGCUGCUGAAUUCGAGCAGGAGGCUGACAAGGACGAAGAGGAUAAUGCAGGCGAGACCAGCGAUUCAGAAGAAGGCAAUGUGCAGUAUCUGAGGAGGAGGCUCAAGGAGGAGAGGCUGCUGAAGGAGGUUGCACUCGAAGAACUGGAGAAGGAGAGGCUGGCAGCUGCAUCUGCUGCUGAUGAGGCCAUGGCCAAGAUUGCCUGCCUGCGCAGCGAGAAGGCUUUGGUGGAGAGGGAGGCGAGACAAUUGCAGGAGAUGGCGCAGCAGAAGCAGAUGUAUGACCGGCAGGUGAUCGAGUCGCUCCAAUGGGUGAUCAUGAAAUCUGGAAUGCAAGGCUGGGAGCCUGAAGCCGCAUCCGAUCCUGCUGUGUCGGAAACAAGCGAGGAUGACAGAGAUAGGAAGUAGCUAGUUCUGUGGGUUCUUAGUCGUUGGAUGUAAGAGUGAGGAAGGCCCUGUGCUGGGGAAGUCAUUGCCUGCUUGAGUUCUUUGUCCUCUGAUCAGUUUUCAGCAGCCAAACAUGGCAUAAUGCCUAAGUUUUGAUAAUUCACAGAGGAUGCUCUAGUAUGCCAAACUCUCCAGGAGAAAUCUGUAACAUCGACCUGUAUAUAUACCAUCUUUAUAUGCUGUUUAACUACUUACUAUGGUAAAAAAACCAGUACUAGAUCGUUCUA